Molecule: messenger RNA, 1076 nt
Organism: Amblyraja radiata (thorny skate)
Lineage: Eukaryota; Metazoa; Chordata; Chondrichthyes; Rajiformes; Rajidae
Product: tumor necrosis factor receptor superfamily member 16-like
Exons: 4
Coding region: 147-857 (236 amino acids)
Biological process (GO): Rho protein signal transduction
Cellular component (GO): cell surface; plasma membrane
Molecular function (GO): nerve growth factor binding; death receptor activity; coreceptor activity
Source: RefSeq, a predicted model, not a curated record
GAUGUUGGUCUCUCCCCACAGGGUCGGAUUAUCCCAGCACUGCCAAGGACCAGACCCAGACUCUCAGCAAGACCAGGACUGGAACCUGACCCGCACUAACCCAGGUCUGCACGCUCAGCGGGACAGAUCGGCACCCAGACGGGAACAUGGACUUCAUCGAUUCAGGGCUGGCAGCUAAUCAAGGCCAGGAUACUGAGCCUCUCUUCCCCGACAAGAAUGCGUCGCUGGUGCGGAGAGCGGAGGGCGUCACUUUCCCCGGCACGGUGGAGCCCCCGUACAGCACGGCCAUGGGGGCGGUGAACUUCACCGACUAUGACACGGGCCGUGACAUCAUCCCCGUCUACUGCUCCCUGCUGGCCGCCAUCAUCGUCGGGCUGGUCAUCUACGUGACUGUCAAAUGCUGGAGCACCUGCAAGCAGAAGCAGCAACUGGCCAAGGCUCGGGCGGGCGAGCUGGACGGAGGAGGUGAAGGGGAGAAGCUCCACAGUGACAGCGGGGUGUUUGUUGACACCCACAGCCUCCACGAGCCGCAGAUGGCCAAAGCUGCCCGCAUUGACCCCGGCCUCUACAGCAAGUUGCCGGUGCAGAAGCGGCAGGAGAUUGAACGCCUGCUGGUCGGGCAGGCUGGCGGGACGGUGCGCGGCGAUUGGCGUAGCCUGGCGCACCUGCUGGGCUACGAGGAGGAGCGUGUGGCCACCAUCGGCCGCGGCGAGGAUCCGCCGCACACCUUGCUCUCCGACUGGUCGGCUCGGUCGGACGCCACCGUGGACCUGCUCUGCAAGGCCCUGGCGCGGAUGGAGAGGGAGGACAUCGUGGAACGUCUAAAGCCAGAGCCCGCAGUCACCUCCAUGGUGUGAGGGGGCAACCCUGCACCCCCCCCCCACCUGCCCCCCCCCCCCCCCCCCACCGCGCUGCGAGACUCAGACAAGACGCAGAAACGCACAUCCUGUAAGAAACAUGUGGGCAGGUACACGGAUCGGACAGGUUUAGAGGGAUAUGGGCCAAACGCAGGCAGGUGGGACCAGUGUAACUGGGACAUGUUGGUCGGCACGGGCAAGUUGGGCUGAAGGGCCUGU